CCUUCUUCAAUGGUGUCAUAUAUCUCUUUAACUAUGAACACCUAUUGUAAUACUUUCCACUUUAUUUUAAAUUCAAUUAUUUAUACGUUUUUAUAAUAGCGUUCCUAAACACAACUUGGUAAAUUUGCAUCCCUGCAACGCACGGGUGAAAAUCUAGUAUCGGUGUGCAUCGGGGAUUUUCAUCAAUUAUGUGCUGUACAGGACCCAGUUGCCCUCCGCUCCACGGCUGGAAUUACUGAGCAGCCGGAUAAAUGGAGCCCUUUGGAACAGUGUUCAUGGUAACGGGAUUAAGCUGCCUGGCGAUGAGGAUUAAAAUGCCCCAGCCGUCCGUUCGGUCAUUCUGUCCCAGCGCCACCAAUUAUAGCUCGCCCUCAAGCCUUGUGAACUCUUGCAUAGUUGAUAUUGGCACUCGCGGCUAAGGAUCUGUUGUACGGCGUUGACAGCCUUUGAGAGUUUCCGCCAUUAAUGGUCGUUCGUGAGCUUUGCUCAUGAUACCAGCGGCGGCGGCGGGUCCAUAGCUCCUCUCCUUUCCGCCGGCGUCACCGACCAAGGACACUCCGGAGACGAGCUAUGCUAAAGGUAUCCCAAAGUUGUACCCCAUUUUUACCACAUCUCUAUUGUGUGGUCAUAAAUGAGACAACUCAUUUAAGUGGUGUCCCACUUAAAUGAGUUGCCCCAUUUAUGGCCACACAAUUAGGAGUGAGGUAAAAAUGAGAUACAAUUUUGGGGUACCUUUAGUAUUAUUCAUUACAAAUACGGAUAGGAAGCUAAGUGCUCUUUAAUUCUCAUUGUCAUACUCAUAUAUUACAAUUCCAAAAAUGAAUUUGAUAAAAAGACAUUGUAAAAUCAUAAUAAAAAAUAUAAUUGAUAUAAUAUCACUUUGACCUUGGGGCUUGUCAUUCCGGAUAUCAAAUUCAAACUAAGCCUGAGCGAUGAGUUGAACUAUAUCAUUAUUAUUUUUUAUUGUGUAGUGUGCAUGAAGUUCUAUACGCCAGCCGGGAUUGGCACAGUAAGGGAAGACCAGAAGAUGGCGAGAAGUUGUUACGUAAGGGCCUGCAAGGCUCACGGGAGGAACGGUAUAAGGGUUAGUGCUAUUAAACAUGAUUUGUCGAGAUAUGAGGGAGGGCAGUUCAGAGCUCAGCCCGUCUCAGAGCUUGAGGAGGUCAAAGUCGGUCCCUCCCGACCCGAACGACGAGUCAGGAUUGGUACACGGCUUCCGACCGACCUGAGAGCAAGGAUAGUUUAGGUCCUGACACAGCCCAAGGUCACUCCCGAUGAGCCCGAGCUCAAUGUUGUCGAGCCUGAGCUCAAUGCCGCCCAGACCGAGGUCAUUCUUGCUAAGCCCGAGGUCAUUCCUGUCGAGCCCGAGGUCAUUCCUGCUGAGGCCGAGCCCAUGUCAAACGAGGUCGAGCUCAUACCCAACAAACAUGGGCCAUGACACACUUGGCACUUGAGAAGAACAAUCUCGGUUAUCCUCCUCAUGGAUGGCGACCGUUGCUUAUUCAAAGACCGGUGCAGGUCAUCCUCUUCUGAUCGUCUCUUAGCUCGGCAUGAUGCGCACUUUCCCUCGGCAAUGACAGGUGAUAUUUGCUUGGGGACCACAGGAUAUGCCCGGGCUGAGCCUGGACGUAGCAAUUCGCAGGCUGAACGUAGAUCCAAAGGCGGCUCCCGUCAAGCAGAAGAGAAGAUACAUGUCCUUGGACCGGAAAGAAUUCGUCAAAGCGGAAGUGAAUAUGUUGCUGGGCAUCAGGCAUAUCAGAGAAGUGCAGUAUUCGGAGUGGCUGGCCAACGUAGUCUUGGCCCCAAAGCCGCCCACCUCGAGGAUGUGCGUGGACUAUACAGAUCUCAAUAAGGGUUGCACAAUGAAUCCUUUCCCAUUGCCCAGCAUAGAACAACUGGUGGAUUAGACCGUUGGGUGCGAGCUCCUUUCUUUCAUGAAUGCAUUCAGGGGGUACCAUCAGAUCUCCAUGCACCCCGAUGAUGCUGAGAAGACCUCAUUCAUCACACCAGAGGGAGUUUUUUGCUACCCAGUUGGUGUGUAGCAUAUAAUGGGCACACAACUAUUUUUUUUACCCAAGGAAGUAGGGUGUCGAACCACAGAGAAGCGGGAAAUAAAAUAAUUAAGCACAAACUAAGGAUUAAAGUUGGGAAUGCAUUUCUUUUGAUUUUUGUUUGCUUGGAAAAGUAAUUAAAUAAAAGUGAUUGAGAGAAGAGAUUUUUAUCAACACAAAGUUCAACCGAUAGGAAAUAGGUGUAGAAAUUGGUAACUAAUUGUUCUCUCACACUUUCAAC
Messenger RNA from Cuscuta europaea, 2292 nucleotides. Lineage: Eukaryota; Viridiplantae; Streptophyta; Magnoliopsida; Solanales; Convolvulaceae. The record is from the annotation of a GenBank genome assembly.